AUGAUCUCAUUCAGUGGAAAUCGCCUUCAAUGGACGGAAUUCUGGGAUUCUUUUCGAAGUGCGAUACAUGAAAAUGACAAGCUUUCUCCUAUUGAUAAAUUUAAUUAUUUGAAAGGAAAAAUAGUAGGUGAAGCUAGAAGUGCCAUUGCUGGGCUGACAUUAUCAAAUGAGAAUUAUGAUAUAGCUAUUCAUAUUCUUCGUGAAAGAUUCGGUGACCUCCAGGAUAUAAUUGAUUUACAUUACAAAGGUAUAGUGAAUAUCUUACCACCGAAGAAUAAUACAGAAGGAUUAAGAUUCUUUUUCGACAAGAUUGAGCGUCAUUUACGCAGCUUAGAAGUGAUGAAUGAAAAUUUAGACCAACAAGUGUUUGUGUCUAUGAUUAGAAGCAAACUUCCCAGUGAAGUUCUUCUUCAACUUGAAAUACAAAAGAGUGCUGGUACUAAAUGGUGUAUUAAAACGUUACGGGAUUUGCUUCGUAAAUACAUAGUUUCUAGGGAAAAAUCUGACAAACCAAAAUCUCUGAAUGACUCGAGUCAGUAUGUGAAUAAACAAACAAAUCCUCAUACGAAUAGACAUACGAGCAUGUCAAAUCGUUAUAAAAGCCAACCACAGACAAACUAUUCUGAAGGAGCAUUAGUUGCGAAUGAGAAAAGGAAAGUUUUACUUCCAUCAGCGACGAUAUGCAGAUACUGUAGCAAAAAAUCACUGGAGUGA
This is a messenger RNA of Ruditapes philippinarum (Manila clam), 714 nucleotides long. RefSeq lists its product as uncharacterized. The transcript has a single exon. NCBI's taxonomy places the organism in Eukaryota, Metazoa, Mollusca, Bivalvia, Venerida, Veneridae. The record is from RefSeq and is a predicted model, not a curated record. The coding region runs from base 1 to 714 and encodes 237 amino acids.